Xyrauchen texanus (razorback sucker) is the source of this 2511-nucleotide messenger RNA. Its product is annotated as tumor necrosis factor alpha-induced protein 8-like protein 1. Gene Ontology annotation, biological process: regulation of apoptotic process. Bases 257 to 817 code for a protein of 186 amino acids. The record is from RefSeq and is a predicted model, not a curated record. Gene Ontology annotation, cellular component: cytoplasm. Lineage: Eukaryota; Metazoa; Chordata; Actinopteri; Cypriniformes; Catostomidae. The transcript has 2 exons.
AAAGGUGGAGUCCGGUUACAAACUCGUAACCAAACGCGAAAAGAGGGAGAAGAAAACGCUUCAAUUAUUUACACCAGAGCCCGAGAGACAAAUUAUAAGUUGUGGACACAUUUAACUGGCCUUAUAAGAGAGAUUUAAUUCGUAUCCAUGCAGUUAUAGGUUGGAUUUUGGCUGUCAGUGCGUCUAAAUGGACGUUUGAAGAACGAAAGUUAAACUUUAGUCGGGCAGUAUCCGGUUCAAAUAAAGGAGAGACAUCAUGGACUCUUUCAGCACGAAGAGCCUGGCCCUGCAGGCCCAGAAGAAGCUCAUGAGCAAGAUGGCAACCAAGACGAUGGCUAACCUCUUCAUCGACGACACCAGCAGCGAGGUACUAGACGAGCUGUAUCGAGUGACCAAAGAGUACACGCGCAACCGCAAGGAAGCCCAAAAGAUUAUUAAGAACCUCAUUAAGAUGGUGGUCAAGUUGGGCGUCCUCUACCGAAACGGUCAGUUCAACAACGAGGAGUUGGCGCUAGUCGAACGAUUUCGAAAGAAAGUACACACUCUCGCCAUGACGGCCGUUAGCUUCUACCAGAUUGAUUUCACCUUCGACCGUCGCGUCAUGAGCAAUCUACUCAACGAUUGUCGUGAACUGCUACACCAAGUCGUCAAUCGCCACCUCACAGCAAAAUCUCACAGUCGUAUCAACCACGUUUUCAAUCACUUUUCCGACUGCGACUUCCUCGCGGCGCUGUAUGGACCUUCGGAAGUUUACCGUGCACACUUGCAGAAGAUCUGUGAAGGAGUCAACAAGAUGCUGGAUGAUGACAAUCUUUGACCACUAACUUCUGUCUCAUUUUUUAAGGAAGUGAUCCGUUUAUUUGAACAUUUCUCUUUGUGUUUUUGUGCCCUGUUAAAAGAGCAAAGGGCUACUCUUGAAGUACGUUUGGUACCUUGCUUCUCGACAAGAUGGGACGUUUAAUGAAUUUAGAAGCUCUCGAAUGUAUGUUUGUCCUUCUAAUGGAACAUCUUUCUCUUCAACCAUCUGUAGCUCCUAUAUUUUUCAAGAUGGCUGUUUACAGCGUGAACUUAAUCGCCCCAAUGCAAGUCUUGCUUGCGCUUGUCAAGGGGUUAUUUGAGAAUGCAGAUUGUCUUCAAGUUCAGCCAUCAGAGGUAAUGAAGGAAGGCUUUCAGCUGACCAUUUGCAAACCUCUUUGAUGCCGAGACAUUUAACUGAGGAAAUAUUUUUCAAGCACUGCGAAAACGAAAUGCACUGGGGGACGUCUAUGAAACUUUCAUCUCUAAUUUUAGGAAAUGAGUCUGGCUGCAUCGCUUUUAUCACUUCCUGUUAAAACACACAUUUCAUUCUGAAACCCGAAGGCUUCUUGUUAUGUCUGUCCUGAUUCAUCUUCAGACAGGAAGUUGACAAUGUUCAUAUUGUGAAGGAUCAGACAUUUGUGAUUUUCUUGGUCAUAUAGCAGUUUACGCUCACCCUAUUUUCAUCGGUCCACUUCAUACUGCCUCACUAAUGGCGGAGGUCUUUACCACGAUGCAGUUCCUUACCAGGGAACGAAGAUAAUGCACGUUACAAGGUUUCGCUGUACUACCUUUCAACAUUCGUUUGUUAGCGGUUUUAAUUAAGGAUUUAAACAUGAAUGCAUACAUGCAGUAGCUGAGCCAUUAUUUCGGUUUAUACAUCACCUCUGAUAGCUAAAAGUUCAAAAAAUACAAAAACCGUUUGCACUUGCAAUGGAAGUAAAUGGGUCAUAUUGUAGACUUGCCCCCCCACUGUAAGUGGAAACCGUUGCAAACACUUUUAGUAUGUUUUUAGAAGUACAAGUCCCAUUUUUCGGUGGUAACAAACUACUCCUUUAAUGCCAAUUCUAGUGUCUUUUUACAACAUGGCUAAUAAUGAAAGAAUCCCAAAUUUAGACCUCACAUAUAACUGUGCAUUUCAAUCUGGGCUGCUUAAAAGUAUUUUUUGGUGUAGACGAAGCCUCUAUAAGGUGAUUAUUUGACAGUUUAUGGCCCCUUUUGCAUUUAAAAAACGUUUUAUUUUCUGUAUGUAUGCACUUAUUAUCGUCUUGCUUUCUAUCUUACGUCUACAUCUGAGGGUUGUUUGAAUUUGUUUUGAUUUCUUGUGAAUAGAUGUUUUAGUCCAGCUCAAGCUUAUAAAUAAAGGAUUGAAAAUAACAAACGUCGAAGGAAAUAUGUAAACUUGCGAGUAACGUUGACGGCAGCGUAAGCCAUAGCUCCUGAUUGGUUAAAACCUCUCAGGGUUUGGUCUUGCAUGCCUUUUACACUUGGUGUUUUGAGCCAAUUUGAACAGAUUUAGGACCAUUGAAUGCAUUCUCUUCCUUUACCUAAAUAUUAAAGGACUGUUUUUCAAAUUGCAUGUCUUUAUGGUGGAACCAAUUCUUGUCAAUGUAUGUUGUCGAUCUGUUUUCUAGAAAUGAUGUAUAUAAAUACAGUAUGUGUGUGUAUAUAAAUGAAUGUGUCAUUCUUAAGGAACUCUGUUUCUGUUUUUCUUUA